UCAGAACUUCCGUUUGUUUCUUCUACAAGAGUUCGUCUAGUGAGAAAGUUCUCCAGCAUAAAUCAUCUUCAUUAUCAUCAGGGUUCCCCGUCUUGUUGCAAGAGGAUUGCGUUGAAUCGGAAAGGAGCUCUUCGCCGCAAUGCAAGCUAUCAAAUGCGUGGUUGUAGGAGACGGGUAAUAUAAACGCGUUCCGAUAUGAUUACUAGCUAAAUCAUCUGAAAAAUUCUUCUCUUCAUAUUUCUCUCAAAUAGUCUACUUUAUGCUCUUAUUUAGCCUUUGUGAACUUCAUACGCUUUUAUCUCCGAAGUUAUGAUGUUUGGACGCCCUCUAAUGGCGCUAUAUCGGUGUCCAAUGCUAUUAUAAUUUCGCUAGCUACCGGCGUUGCCGUGCGCUCUUCUACUCAUGGAUCAAAAGAAACGUGUCCAUACGUAUUUGUGAUGCUUGUGUUCGUUAGUUUCAACUUCUAGAAGCGUUUGAGCCCGUUAGAGAUGUUAUUAUUGAUCAGCAUAUACUUUUUCUUCUUUUAGUGCCGUUGGCAAGACUUGCUUGUUAAUCAGCUACACUACAAAUGCCUUUCCGGGGGAGUAUAUUCCAACGGUGUAAGUACAGCGUUGCUUGUUCAUUUAGCAGUUAUAUCAUUAUGAUAUUUUAUUUUCACAGAUCAGUUAUUAGUUGUUGGACGUACUGUUCAAUUAUUUGUUUGUAAUUUCGUUGUCAACAACCACUGAAGCCGUAAUGAUCAAAUUGCCUUACUCUUCUCCCUUCAUCAGAUUCGAUAACUAUUCAGCAAAUGUAAUGGUCGAUGGAAAGCCCAUAAAUCUUGGAUUGUGGGAUACAGCGGGUAUGUCCUGAGCUUUCUGUCGUUAAGAUUAUUCUUAACUCGAAAUUUGUGCAGUAAGGUUGAUUCUAAAGGAAUCUUUCAAGGUUUCUACCGGUAUAACAAAUUAUCAAUCACACAAUCGGAAUAAUAAUCUAACUCCAAUACACGUCACAUUUCGAUACAUUUACUGCUAACUGGAUGCGAGGUCUGCAUUAUUGCAGGUUUUGUAAAGUAGUGUGAUGUUUGAAUUAAUAAUUUGUUGUGUCGGGCAAAUCAAUCAUGCACCGGCAUUUUAGAGCAAAUUGACAACUUUAACAAUAUAAAAGACCAUAACUAUCGCUUUCUGUUAGUAAUGUAAUUUAUUGUUUUUUUUGCACUGUGGUCAAGAAAUAGUGGAAUUACUUUAAGUGUUAAUCUUGUUAGCUUGUACAUUGUGUCUGGUGCAUGUUACUUUAAUAUGGGAACGUGAUGUCAUAAAAUAGUAUGUCUGGUGGAUCUGUAGAUAGUUCAUGCCAUUCUUUAUGAAGAGAAGACAGAACAAUUGUUGACAGUGUAAAAUUCCAACAGCGACAUUUCAGUACUGACUGAAUUUGUUACGUCUUACAGGUCAAGAAGACUAUGACCGGCUACGUCCUCUGUCAUAUCCUCAGACAGUAAGUGUUAGCACCAAGAAAAAUGGAAGCAUUGUAAAACUUACUGUGCCACCAAAUAUCAGACCUUUGUCAUUCUUAGCCACGUUCUGAUAUAACAGUCUUAGUUUACCUUUGGAUUAUUCCAGAAAAAAUCCACACCCCCACAACGGAAGGCAUGCUGGAAAAUCUCAUGGGAGGGGGGGUUAACGGAUCUGGAAAUUCAGAUGUGAGGGGGGCUCUGAACCUAAAAAUACAUCCUCGGGGGUAACUUUCGAUUUCAUCGAUGUUUCAAUCGCUUCAAUCGAUAAGUUUUCAAAAAAUUGCUUUGCCUUUUCAAAUUUUAUUAUUCUUUCAAACUACAGACCUCUUACCACAUUUAUUUUAAGUUUCCAUCCAUAGGCUCACCCUCGUUACUUUCGUAGAAGCGAUGUGCGAUAACUUGAAGAUAUGAAGAAAAAAAGCGCUCAGUUCAAGUAAAGCAAACAAUGAUUUUACCUUGAAUUAUACAUUUUUCCAAGGUUAAUGCUAUUUCAGGGUGAUUUACCACUAAACAGGCCUUACAACCACAUUUUGUAAGCGUGGUUGCUCGUGAUUGUUAGGCGGCCAUUUUGAAAGGCAAGUGUUGUGGCAAGUUGUACAGCGCAUCAUGUAAUAUCGUGCUAAGUGUCCUUUUUCUUUCUUUCUCGGUCAUUUUUUAUCGACAAAGAAGAGAACCAUUUAUUUGAGAACAUAGUUAGUUUUGAGCUUUAUUGUAGUAUAUAUUGCUGUAUAUUUUGCCUGUUCUAGAAAAAAAGAGAAAUCACUCAAAUACAAGCUUAUUUGCAAAAAGUGUAAGCCUGUUUAAGAAGAUGUGAAAAUGGAAUCUUAACAUUCACAACAAACACAGAAUUCACGGAAAAUUGAGACUCAUUUAACAAAAAGAUUAUCUGAGUGCCUAAAAGGAUUCUUCUACAUUGAGUGUAAAGUAAAAUCACUUUGUCUAACAAUUUUAUGGAAAUCCAGAUGGGUGGGGGGUCUUUGAACUUGGAAAUCCUGAUUGGAGGGGGGCUCUAGCAGUGUUGGAAAUCCAGGUGGAUGGGGGGGUCAAAAAACCGUGCCUUCCGUCGUGGGGGUGUGGAUUUUUUCUGGAAUAACCCAUUUGUAGGUCACAAGUUGGUAUAUGCACACUUAAGCCUGAGAAAACAGCCAACAUUUGACAACGCUACCACUGGUUUCCCAGCCAAAUAACAUCUGAGAAAAGAGUGCAGAAAUUCCCAACUUAUGACGUGUUACCACCCAGAUCUGGGUAGUGCCCCUGAUUGGUCAUGGCGCGUGGGAAAUUCCCAGAUCUGGGGUAGUGACACAUCAUCGGUAUAGAAUUUCUGUGCUCGUUCUCAGACGUCAUUGGCAGGGAAACCAGUAGUAGUGUUGCCAAAUGUUGGCUGUUUUCUCAUGCUAUGUAAACUUCAGCAUCAAAAACACUUGAAAAUAGGUUUCCAUCAAUCAAAUGCUGCAGACAUCAGCUACUGGUAUUAGUUUUUUGGGUUAGUUUUUUAUUGUGCACAAGAGGAACAUGUGAAGUAGGCUCGAUUACCAGCCACUGUCCGGGAAAUGAGCCCACAAUCCUCCCUAGAAGAGACAGCAGGACUCAUGGGUUUGCUGUUAUUGAUUUCCACCAGUCAGAUCGUUGCCUGCUCAAAUCGAACAGGCAGCAGAUUUCAAAUGGUGGAUACAAAGGUGUUGUUUGAUGUAAGGUGCAAUCUUGUUAUAGAGCGUUUAAGCUUAAAACCCUGAAAUAUUGCCAAAGAAAAGUGUUAGAGAAACUUUAAAUGGUAAGGAUGAUUUUGGUACUUCAACCAACUGGAUCUGGAUCAUUAAUCAUUUUCCAGUCUGCACCAAUGGUUGUUGACAAGUAACAUGUAAGAGAUGACUUUCAAGUCCAUUCCUCUUGUAGUGGCUCUGUCAAUUUGUAGCCUGCUCAUUCUGCCUUCCCCAGGCAUUUUUCAGGCAUUUGUCCUUUAAAUCCCCACAGUCGGGCUUUUGAAAGAGUGCCAGCAAAGUGGGACAACUGAAUUCCGAAACCUGGUUCAGCUUAAUCACCGUAUUUUAUAAUACACCAUGCAAAACUAUCCGUUUUCAGAAAGGCUCAUUGAACAGCGUACACAACACGCUAGCUCAACUUUAUUUAGAAUUUCUUUGCACCAUUUUAUAAUGCAGUCAUAAACUGAGUUCUUCUUCUUAGUUCCCUCAAGACAGUUUAAUCGUCUGUAAAUACUAAUCCCUUUAACCCCCUUCAAUGUCAUGUAUAUUCUAAUGCAUGCAAACAUCAGCAUGGUAAGGUUUAAAUAUAAAGUAGCUAUUAAUUUGUAUGAAUCUCGCCCAUGUGAUGAUCAGUUUUCAGCCACAUAUUAAAGUGAUAAGUAACUGGGGAUCAAUCACUUCCUCACUUAAUUGGUGGGGGUAGGAUCCAGUUGACUACAAAAGUUCAGGAUUGACCUAAGGGAUGUUUAUCAACUCAGGUUUUAUAUUGUUAUAUUGGGGGUAAUCAGAAAAUCUAAAGUGAACAAUGUGUUACGAAUGACUUUUAAAAUCUGAAAUAUAAUGUUUCUUUGACAAUGCCCUACCCUCUGUCGACCUGUUGUAGCAAAUGCCCCAGUCUUGGUAAGGAAAAGGUAGAAAAUGCAAUGUAAUUUCACUCCAAAGUUCGCUGAUGCAAUAUCAAUGAAAUUCCCCUUAACUAAAUCAGUACGUGUUUCUGCUGAUUUUUUUGGCGAAUACCAAAGUGACGAAGAGGGAAAACUUAUGUGUUUGGCGUUUAAUGACAUUUCCCAUUUCCGGUUUUUUCGUGAAGAUGCAUUAACAAAAUUUUGAAUUACGUCACAAACAUGAUCAGCCACUCAUGCGUCCAGCUCUCUCUUCUCAGCAAAGGCUGAAAGAAAGGUGGAAAUUGAGCCUACACUCGAAGGGGAGAGGAGAUGCCUGCGACAAAAGCCCUACUGUUCCGUUUUCUACGUUCUCUGACAGUGUCUAAAAUUCCAUUGGGUAAGAGUGCCUCGACGGAGUUAGUCUGUUACCUCAAUGCAUUAUUUGUCGGUCUACGGCAAUUUGAGUUUUAAAAACAAAACACAUAUGCGGCGCAUUCUCAGCAAGAGAUGACAAUGGCAAAAGAACUAUUUGAAUUGUGCUUGCAAUAGUCUACAAGAACUUUUGAAAGAGCUUUGCUCAAAGAGAUUUUCAUUUACUUUAAAGGUAUACUGGGCAACCAAAAGCAUUGCACCAUCUUUUUCUUGGUAAAGAUCUCUUAGCAGUAUUACCACAUAGGUUCGGAAAAAGUUUGAUUUUCUAGUUGUUUUUCCAUUGAUUGGGGUGUGAAGAUCAGAACCCGGCUUUGCAAGUAUGGUUUUUAUUUCCUACGUUGCAGAUUAAGCAGUAGAGGUAAUUUGUAUGGAAAUUUCAGCAUGUGACACGAAAACAAACCUGGAAUGUUUGAAAGAAAUACCAGUAAAAUUAUGAGAUGGUUCAAGUGUCAUUUAAAGUGUAGAUGGACAAAAGAUUUAAGAAUUCAUUUAAGUCACCAUCACACAAAUAUGACAGUGUCUUUAGUUGACGAAGCCGGUGACCUUGACAGUACAGAAGUAAAUGUGUUUCUCAUGUUUGCCAAUCGCCACUUAUUUAAAAUUGUAUCGUUUGCUUUAUGAACUAUUAACCAAAUACAUAAUUAUUUUUCCAAUUGGGUCUGAUUUUGGUUUCAUGUCAUUAGGUAAUCAAUCAUUUUUUUGACAGUCAAUGCAACAUUUGCAUUGGGAGAAUUAAUGGAAAACCAGGGUCUCCACUGCUGGUGCCUCCUCUCUCCCUACUCCCCUCGUUCACACGUGUGUCCCUGCCAUGCAGGCUAGUUUCAACUGUUUCCCUGAGGGAAAUAUAUCUUCUAAAGAAAUUUGUGGUAAACUAAUAUGUUCACUUUGUUCUCUUUUCAGGAUGUUUUCCUAAUAUGUUUCUCCUUAAUAAGUCCAGCUUCAUAUGAAAAUGUUCGAGCAAAGGUAAAGAUGUUGCCUUCAUAUCGUCUUAUGUAGAUAUAAGGUUGUUAAACCUCUGUCUUAAAGGAUGCUUUUGACUAAAAAUUGGUUUCAUUCAGUGGGUGGCAAGAUGAUGGUGAUUGGUUUUAGGGCCUGUGGUCGAAACAUAGCAGGCAAUCAGAAAAUUAUCACAGUCAUGGACAACUAUAUGUAUGUAGCUAUUGAGCUCCAGGGAUCUUUUUUGAAAAGGUUCUUUAGCCAUUCUAAAAAGUUUUAGGCUUCAAAGAGGGCAAAGAAAAACUAGUGCUAAACGGCAUCCGAGAUCAAAUCCUGUCACAACAACGCACCUACAGAAACAUAAAACCACAGGAAAUACGUGUAAUAACUCAAUAUACAUGAGGCAUACCAGCUUCAUGACCUCUGAAUUCAAGAAUCAAAGGCAAAAAUAAGAUUUGUUCAGUAUAAGUUUAUGGUACCCCAUGCACUGGGAUCCAUAAUCUACGCACUAGAAAGAAAAGAAGGAAACCUCAAGCAAACGCCAAGAUCAUGUUUUACACUAUCACAAGCUUAUGAGUUGCGACUGACCUGUCAAAACUAUUUCAAACUAAUGACUUUCCGUAUCCAAUGGGAAGGCUUGCAUAAGAUCCUGGAUUAGGGCUUGUAAGAAUAUUUUUCUUGCACGGUACAGAGUAAAGUGAUUUUAAAAAUGUCUCUCUCUCAAUUGCUUGAUGGAAAUAAGUCGCAAGCACCGGCAUUUUGAGACAUGAAACAUGAGCCACGAAAAUUUUGGUCAGCCGAAACUACUGUUUUUAAUUUAUGCAAGUUUACUCCCAUACAAGAUUAGCAGAGUGAAUCACAGAUGCCCCUUCUCCUAUUUUCUCUCAGGGGAGUGGGUGGCUGUACACGGGCUAAGAAGCCUAAAGAAAACAAGACUUAUGUCAUAAAAACGAACUAGCAUUCAGAGACAAUAUAAUUUUAGCCUGUUGUUCUCAAAACAGUAUUUUGUUUCUUAUUUAGUGGUACCCUGAAGUCAGUCACCACUGUCCAAGUACACCGAUCAUCUUAGUUGGAACCAAGCUUGAUUUACGUGAUGACAAGGAAACAAUCGAUAAACUAAAAGACAAGAAGCUUACGCCUAUAACCUAUCCACAAGGCUUGAGUAUGGCCAAAGAAAUUGGUGCAGUUAAAUACCUCGAAUGUUCAGCUCUUACACAGAAGGGACUGAAAACAGUUUUUGAUGAAGCAAUCCGAGCAGUUCUAUGCCCUCAGCCAAAAGCCAAGAAGAAGAAAUCUCUUUGUCUGUUGUUAUAAAUUUAAUGUUGUAAAGGGAUAUGAGACUGUAACACACUCUUUGUGGAUUUAUUCUGGUUUGAUCUGUCAAUUCCUUUAGUAAUUUGUGUGGGAAAACAUUAGACUGGUCUCCUAUUGGUAAGUAUAGAAAAAAAACACUAGACAAUGCCCAUUUGGGUCAUUUGCACAUUACUUCACUGUAGGUUGGUGUGCUUGGUGUACAUACUGACAUCCUGCUACUAGUAUGGUGUUGGAAUUUUUUAAAGGCCUAUUUCCUUUGGUAUUUUUUCUAUGAAUGUUGCUGUGAAUUCCACUGCAAUGUCAUAACAAUUUUGUUGCGAUUGAAAAAAUUUGCAUUCUACAGUUACCAUACAGGACAUCUGAUACAAUAAAGUACUUAUUGUCCAAGAGACCCAAGAUAGAUUCUUUACUACCUUCAAGAAGAAAUUUGAAGAAAAAAUGCAUCAAAUUUCAUAGAGUUUUGAGACAGCAGUGAUUUUGUAGGGAUAAAUCACUGAGAUGUUGUCGUUAGUUUACACAUGUAAUGUGAUUUAUGCACCACAAAUUGCAGCAAAAAUGGCACUAAAACUCACCCGGGUAAAUGGGCCUUUAGUUUGUUUCGGUUUUUUAAGUUAGUCAGCAGGAGGAUGUUGUUUUAUGAGAAUAAAUUGAACCGAACUGAACAAUGUAAAAAACAGUUUACCUAAUUGUUUACAAAAUUAAUAUUUUUUCUAUAAUUAUUUUAAGUUUAAAGGCAGGCCAGUCUUUCUCUUUCAUAUUAGAGGAAAACCUCCUUAAUACAAACACCAAAGGGAGAGAACCACCGAGUGUCAACAUGACAGAGGUGUUAUUACCAAUGUAAUCGUAAGAAGCUUGGUGUCUCUGGGACCAAGAGAGCUGUCUUGUACUAAAGAGGUUUCCAUAAGGAGAGGUUGGACUGUAUUUUACCUGAUUGUUCAUCGCUAAGUAAUUUCUUUGUCAAGUUUUCUGUACCCAUGUACACCAAUCUUUUUUUUGAUUCCCUCUUGUU
Molecule: messenger RNA, 7767 nt
Organism: Porites lobata
Lineage: Eukaryota; Metazoa; Cnidaria; Anthozoa; Scleractinia; Poritidae
Source: the annotation of a GenBank genome assembly